Messenger RNA from Danaus chrysippus (African queen), 744 nucleotides. NCBI's taxonomy places the organism in Eukaryota, Metazoa, Arthropoda, Insecta, Lepidoptera, Nymphalidae. The record is from the annotation of a GenBank genome assembly.
UUGGGGCAGUUUACGUGUGAAAUAGAACAAGAAGAAGAAGAAGAACAAGAGGAUGAACAGGAAGAAGAAGGAGAAGAAGAUCAAGAAGAAGAAGAAACAGAAAUCUUGGACAGUGUUGGUAAAACGAGUCUAGUUGUCCGUUACAUCGGCAAAAUGUUCUCAAAACACAUCUCUCCGACCAUCGGCGCCUCCUUCUUCACCUGUAACAUCAAUUUGGAAGAUUCCAGAGUAAAAUUACAGGUCUGGGAUACAGCGGGUCAGGAGCGUUUCCGGUCCAUGGCUCCCAUGUACUAUAGGAACGCUAACGCGGCGUUACUCGUUUAUGACAUCACCAGCGCGAACAGCUUCGCGUCCAUCAAGAGUUGGGUCAAGGAAUUACAGAGUAACAUCGGUGAUCCAAUAGUAUUAUCGUUAGUGGGUAACAAAUCGGAUUUGGAGUGUCACCGCGCGGUUGGUACGUCGGAAGCUGCUCAGUACGCAGCGGAGAUAGGAGCGGCAUACUGUGAGACGUCUGCCUUACACGAUCAGGGUAUAGAUCAGGUGUUUCUGAACACAGCGUCUGAACUCCUCAAACUAUCAAACACGAGCCUGGUGUCAUCACUACGGUCAUAUGACUCAAAUGAUGAAGACAAAAUACCUAUAGGAUCACCUACAGAAGAAAAAGCAACACAUAUGGGAAAAGUUGAGUUACCGGCUUGGAAGACGGACAAAGUCGGGGAACUACAACGUAGUAUGUGCUGUUAA